AUGCCGCCACGAAUCCAGCGCUUCCGCAUCCGCCUUCCCCAGUACCAAUUUGACGUCAAGUACGUUCCUGGAAAACAGCUGGGCACUGCCGAUGCAAUCUCUAGGGAGCCACUCGUCCAGCUGCCAGCGACUCCAGCUGUUGAUAAGGUGGAGCUGUACGUUCAAGAAGCACUCCGUGCUAUCCGUCCCACAUUUGCAGUCCUCCUCGAAGACUUCCGAGCUCACCAGGCUGCACAUGGGGAGUGCGCACAGCUCACGUCGUACUGUGAGCAAGGGUGGCCUAGGAAACAGAAUAUGCCUCUCAGCAUGGCUCCGUUCUGGGCUCAUCGGGCCGAAUUCAGUAUCGGUGACGGCCUUCUCCUCUGCGGUGGCCGCCUGCUGGUGCCGGCUUCUCUGCCGAAGCACGUCCUUUUCCUCAUCCAUGACGGACACAUCGGAUUGAACCGCUGCCGUGCCAUCACGGGGGGAGCUGUCUGGUGGCCAACCACGGGGACCCAGAUCAAGAGCAUGGUGGAGAACUGUCCCAACUGUGUGCCACAGCGAGGGGCCAGCGAGCAGAGCCACUGCUACCUACUGUGA
This is a messenger RNA of Rhipicephalus sanguineus (brown dog tick), 579 nucleotides long. RefSeq lists its product as uncharacterized. The coding region runs from base 1 to 579 and encodes 192 amino acids. Lineage: Eukaryota; Metazoa; Arthropoda; Arachnida; Ixodida; Ixodidae. The transcript has a single exon. The record is from RefSeq and is a predicted model, not a curated record.